AUGCCUGCAGCCACCGUUUUAGUCGCUCUUCUUGCAGCCUUCGCCGUGGCACAGGGCUCUCCUGGGAAAUACAAGACCUACUUCAGGUCUCUUGAAACCGAUCCGCCAAAGUCGCUGAAAGUAGAUGCCGUGAGGAAGACGUUUGAUCCUCCAAAUGUGAACCUUUCAGUGGCCGUGCAUAAGCUCAACGGCAACACCAAAGACAAGUUGCCGGCCAAAGUACCUACCAUGCAACUGGACUUUGUCCCUACGAUUCGCGAUUGUUUGGAUCCGUCGGAUCGUCCCAUUGUUGAGGACUGCGAGUCCGUGUGCGAAAACCUUUCCGAGCAACAAGGUCCUCUUGUCAUACAGCCGCUUCAGAUAUGGCACCUAGAAGCAGGCCAUUGCGUUUUCGGUGCGGCGAACUUGGAUCCUUGCUCUGCAAUUGACAUUGAUCCUAUCAGUACCCUUGCGGGUUAUUGCAACUCUAUGCUGACGAGUUGCGUUCGUGAUGGAUACGACGGAUAUCUUGAAGGGGCGCCGCCGCCAAUGGCGUUUGCACUGUCUGGGACGGCGGCGGCACCUCCUUAUCAUGAGGGGCCAUGUCAGUAG
This is a messenger RNA of Pochonia chlamydosporia 170, 591 nucleotides long. RefSeq lists its product as hypothetical. The transcript has a single exon. Bases 1 to 591 code for a protein of 196 amino acids. The record is from RefSeq and is a predicted model, not a curated record. Lineage: Eukaryota; Fungi; Ascomycota; Sordariomycetes; Hypocreales; Clavicipitaceae.